Messenger RNA from Protobothrops mucrosquamatus (brown spotted pit viper), 800 nucleotides. RefSeq names its product round spermatid basic protein 1-like protein. Lineage: Eukaryota; Metazoa; Chordata; Lepidosauria; Squamata; Viperidae. Gene Ontology annotation, cellular component: nucleus. The record is from RefSeq and is a predicted model, not a curated record. The annotation marks the transcript as partial. The transcript has 2 exons.
UAAAAGAAAAGGUGAAAAGCAAUGCAGACGAUCUACAGGUCAAAAAAGUGAAGAAGAAAAAGAAAAAGAAACACAAAGAGUGUGAAAAACGGAAGCGUCCCAAAAUGUACAGUAAAUCUAUUCAGACCAUCUGCUCAGGAUUGCUUUCCGAUUUGGAGGAUCAGGAAGCCAAAGGCAUUGCGGAUCACCACCACCAUCACCAUCAUCAUCCUCUUAAAGAUUUCAGUGAGAAACAUAACAAUCCCAAGAAGGACUCUGAGUCCGAGAGAGCGGAGAACAGUGAGUUUGCCUUUGUCUCGUUAAAGGAGCCACGGGUUCAGGAUAAGCUCCAAAGGUUGGACGCGUUGGAGUUCAAAGAGUUCAUUCAUGUUGAGCACCAGCCUAACGGAGGUGCCUCAGUGGUUCAUGCCUACACUAAGGAGCUCUCCCACUUGUCUCCUGUGGAGAUGGAGAGAUUUGCAGAAGAAUUUCUGGCUUUGGUUUUUAGUGAACAGGACAACUGUGCAGCUUACUAUGUAAUGGGAAUUGUUCACGGGGCAGCUACUUACUUACCUGACUUUUUAGACUACUUUUCGUUUAAUUUUCCCAAUUCGCCAGUGAAAAUGGAGAUUUUGGGAAAGAAAGAUAUAGAGACUACGACUAUGUCCAAUUUUCAUGCUCAGGUAAAAAGAACAUAUUCCCAUGGUACGUACAGAGCCGGUGCGAUGAGGCAAAUCAGCUUGGUUGGAGCAGUAGAUGAGGAAGUUGGGGAUUAUUUUCCAGAGUUCCUUGAUAUGCUGGAAGAUUCACCUUUGUUAAAA